Molecule: messenger RNA, 5233 nt
Organism: Poecilia reticulata (guppy)
Lineage: Eukaryota; Metazoa; Chordata; Actinopteri; Cyprinodontiformes; Poeciliidae
Source: RefSeq, a predicted model, not a curated record
UAUUUAAUUAAGAUUCAUGAGUUGAGUGACAUUUUCAGUAUUUGUAAAACAUUUUAGUGAUAUAAAUGCAUUUUAUUUGAACAACACCAGGUCAUUAGUUAAAAUGUAAUAAAAGCCUCCAGCUCCUGUUUUUAACCUCUGACCCCUCAGACUGAUCCCGCGACCCCUGCGGGUCCCCGAGCCUCCGCUUGAACCGCUGCUCCAUGUCUCUUCGCGUGCCCGUGAGUGUUUCCACAUUUGCGCGUGCCUUCAGUAGAAACCUGGCUGGGAUUCAGGAAGCAGCCAAUCAGAGGGCUCCUGGCGGAAAACACGGCGGUCAGGAAGAACCGGUCCGGACGGAUUCGGUUCAGCACCUGCUGGCGCUCCUGGUUCUACUCCCGGCUCGGUUCCGGUUCGUCUGGGCCGCAUUCCCAUCUGACCCGGAGAGAGAGGCGGUACCGACGGACAGCGGGAGGCAGCACCUGAGCGGAUCCCGACAAAGUGAACGAAACUCCGGCGGACACCUGCUGGUGCUGGCCGAACCGGAACCGGGGCGCCCCGCUGCGGGUCCAGAACCGAUCCGGAUCAGAAGGACUCGGUGGACUCCUGAUGGGGGUCAGAGGUCAUUUCUAGACGGAUUACGGGUCUGGGAGGAAGAAUGUCUGUGAACGAGCUGUUCACCAAGCUGACCCGGGUCUGGGUCCCGGAUCCGGACGAUGUGUGGAAAGCUGCAGAAAUCACCAGAGACUACAAGGAGGGCGAGGCGGUUCUGCACCUGCAGCUGGAGGACGGGACGCCCCUGGAGUACCAGGUGGGUCCGAAGGCCAACGCCCUGCCGUUCCUCAGGAAUCCCGACAUCCUGGUGGGGGAGAACGACCUGACGGCUCUCAGCUACCUUCACGAACCCGCCGUGCUGCACAACCUGAGGGUCCGCUUCCUGGAGUCCAACAACAUUUACACCUACUGCGGUAUCGUCCUGGUGGCUAUCAACCCGUAUGAGCAGCUGCAGAUCUACGGGGAGGAGGUGAUAACCGCCUACAGCGGUCAGAACAUGGGGGACAUGGAUCCUCACAUCUUCGCCGUGGCCGAGGAGGCGUACAAACAGAUGGCCAGAGAUGAGAAGAACCAGUCAAUGAUUGUGAGCGGAGAAUCUGGAGCAGGAAAGACUGUUUCGGCGAAGUACGCCAUGAGAUACUUUGCCACGGUGGGCGGCUCCUCCAGCGACGCCAACGUGGAGGAGAAGGUUCUGGCCUCCAACCCCAUCAUGGAGGCCAUCGGGAACGCCAAAACCACCCGAAACGACAACAGCAGCCGCUUCGGCAAGUACAUCCAGAUUGGCUUCAGCAGACAUUACCACAUCAUUGGAGCCAACAUGAGGACCUACCUGCUGGAGAAGUCCCGCGUCGUCUUCCAGGCUGAAGACGAGAGGAACUACCACAUCUUCUAUCAGCUAUGCGCCUCAGCCAGCCUGCCAGAGUUCAAAGACCUCAGUCUCAUGAGUGCAGAAGACUUCACCUACACGUCUCUAGGAGAGAACAUCUUCAUCGAGGGAGUCAACGAUGCCGACGACUUCAAGAAGACCAGAGAGGCUUUCACGCUGCUGGGCAUAAAAGAGAGCAAUCAGAGCAGCAUCUUUAAGAUUGUGGCCUCCAUCCUUCACCUUGGCAACGUGGAGAUCGUUUCUGAGCGGGACGGAGAGUCCUGCCACGUCGCAAGGAACGACGUCCACCUGCAGCACUUCUGCAGACUGCUGGGUGUGGAGCUGAAGCAGAUGGACCACUGGCUCUGCCACCGGAAACUGGCCACCGCCUCAGAGACGUUUGUGAAGACCAUGUCCUGCCAGCAGGCCGUCAACGCCCGCGACGCCCUUGCCAAGCACAUCUACGCCCGGCUCUUUGACUGGAUCGUGGAGCACAUCAACAAGGCGCUGCACACCUCCACCAAGCAGCACUCCUUCAUCGGGGUUCUGGACAUCUACGGGUUCGAGACAUUUGAGGUGAACAGCUUUGAGCAGUUCUGCAUCAACUACGCCAACGAGAAGCUGCAGCAGCAGUUCAAUUCACAUGUCUUCAAACUGGAGCAGGACGAGUACAUGAAGGAGGACAUUCCCUGGACACUCAUCGACUUCUACGACAACCAGCCCUGCAUCGACCUGAUCGAGGCCCGGCUCGGCAUCCUGGACCUGCUCGACGAGGAGUGCAAGGUUCCAAAAGGAACGGAUCAGAACUGGGCCCAGAAGCUCUACAAGCAGCACUCCAGCAGCGGACACUUCCAGAAACCCAGAAUGUCCAACACGUCCUUCAUCAUCAUCCACUUCGCUGACAAGGUGGAGUAUCAGUGCGAAGGCUUCCUGGAGAAGAACAGAGACACCGUCUAUGAGGAGCAGAUCAACAUCCUGAAGGCCAGUGAGUUCCAGCUGGUUGCUGAUCUGUUCCAAGACAAGAGUGACGCUCCGCCCUCCAAAUCCUCCAAGGUGAACGUCCGCUCCCUGAAACCGGUUCCCAAAGUCCCAAACAAGGAGCACAGGAAGACCGUGGGACACCAGUUCCGCUCGUCGCUCCACCUCCUGAUGGAAACCCUGAACGCCACGACACCGCACUACGUACGCUGUGUCAAGCCAAACGACUUGAAGGAGGCCUUCUCGUUUGACUCCCGGCGGGCCGUGCAGCAGCUCCGGGCCUGCGGGGUCCUGGAGACGAUCCGGAUCAGCGCCGCGGGAUACCCGUCCAGGUGGACCUACCCCGACUUCUUCAGUCGGUACCGGGUUCUGAUGAGAAAGUCAGACCUGACAUCAGCAGACAAGAAGCAGGUGUGCAAGAACCUGCUGGAGACGCUGAUCAAGGAACCAGACAUGUUCCAGUUCGGGAAGACGAAGAUCUUCUUCCGGGCCGGCCAGGUAGCCUACCUGGAGAAGCUUCGGACCGAUAAAUUCCGCUCUGCCUGCAUCAAGAUCCAGAAGACGGUCCGUGGCUGGCUGCAGAGGAUCCGGUACCGCCGGGUCCGCCAGGCCGCCAUCGGCCUGCAGAGAUAUGGCCGAGGUUACCUUGCCCGCAGGUAUGCAGAGUUCCUGCGUCGGAACCGGGCCACCCUGAUCUGUCAGAAACAGUACCGCAUGGUCCGAGAGCGGAGGGAGUUCCUGAGGAUCCGGCGGGCCACGGUCACCAUCCAGGCCUAUGCCCGAGGCAUGUUCACCCGCAGGAUCUUCUGGGAGUUCAUGCUGCACCACAAGGCCAUGCUGAUCCAGAAGCACGUGCGCGGCUGGCUGCAGAGGAAGAAGUUCAGGCGGGCGCGCGACGCCGCCAUCAUCAUCCAGUGCGGCUUCAGGAGGAUGCAGGCCAAGCGGCAGCUGAAGCAGCUGAAGAGAGAAGCUCGUUCCGCUGAGCACCAGAAGAAGCUCAACAUGGGCAUGGAGAACAAGAUCGUCCAACUGCAGAGGAAGAUGGACGAGCAGUCCAAGGAGCUCAAGACCCAGAAUGAGCAGCUGGUGACGGUGAACGCCUCGCUGGGGUCAGAGGUCACCAAGCUGCAGAAGCAGCUGGAGCAGAUCCGCAUCCAGCAGCCUGACGGAGGCCAGGUGGAGUCGCUGCAGGAGGAGGUGGAGAGGCUGCGGGAGGAGCUGCAGGAGGCGCAGGCCCACAGGAAGAGGAUGGAGGAGGAACACGGCAGCGAGAAGCUCAGCCUGAACCAGCGGGUGGGGGAGCUGGAGGCAGAAAACGCUCUGCUGAAGGCGGAGAAGGACGAACUGAACCGACGGAUCCAGCAGCAGGCCAAGAACUCUGCAGCCGACGAGAGCAGCGCCUCUCUGGAGACGGAGCUGAACCAGGAGCGGGAGCGGUACCAGAACCUCCUGAAGGAGUUCUCCAGGCUGGAGCUGAGAAACGACAACCUGAAGGAUGAGAUUGCUGUCCUCAGGUUCCAACCCGGCCACCACAGGAACCCGUCCAACCAGAGCAGCCUGGAGCCGGACUCUAACCCCCCGUCCGUGUCCGUGUCCGAGGUCGGAGACACCGAGGGCGUCAUCGAGCUGGUGGAUGAGAUGGGAGUGGAGAACGCUGCCAUGGACAUCAGCCUGUUCCUGAAGCUGCAGAAACGAGUGAGGGAGCUGGAGACGGAGAGGAAGAGGCUGCAGGUCAACCUGGACAAGAUGGAGGAGCUGGCCAAGCCCAAGGGUCCGGAGCCCAAGACCCCAACGCCUGAUGUGGCAACAGGAGAUCUGGCCUACAACAACCUGAAGAGACAGGAGCUCGAAACUGAGAACAAGAAACUGAAGAACGACCUGAACGAGCUGAGGAAGACCAUCGUCGAGCGGGCGUCGCAGGACAGCUCGUCCAAUGAGCUGCGGGACGGAUACAACCUGCUGUUCGGUCAGCUGAAGUCGGCCAACGAGGAGCUGGAAGCCCGGAAGGAGGAGGUGCUGAUCCUGCGGACUCAGAUCAUCAGCAAUGCCGAGAAGAACAGCAAAGCCAACGAAAGUGAGGUGGACGGACGACUGGACAACAGCAAGGAGCCGCUGGACAAAGAUGAGGCCCUCAAGCUGCUGGAGGCCCAGCUGCAGACCCAAACCCGGCAGCACCGGGACGAGCUGGAGGCGCUGCACACCCAGAUCGAGCUGCUGAAGGACGACCUGGAGAAGAAGCAGGAGCUGCUUGACUACAUGUCCGCUCUGUCCCCCGAGGCCAAGGUGGACUACACCGUCCAGCAGGAGCUGACCCGGCUCACCAACAGCAACCUGGAACUCAAGGGGAUUGCGGAGAAAAUGGAAAAGAACGAGAGGAAGCUGAAGAAGCAGCUGAGGAUCUACAUGAAGAAGGUCCAGGAGCUGGCAGCUCAGGCUGCGGCUCACGAUGUCGAUCAGAACAAGGAUGACAAGAACAAGAUGAUCCGCCAGGAGACCCUGAAGAGGAAGGACAAGGACUUCGAGGGGAUGCUGGAGUACCUGAAGGAGGACGAGGCCCGGCUCAUCAAGACCCUGAUCACAGACAUCCGACCCAGCACGGUGUCGGCCACCGUCCCCUGCCUCCCCGCCUACAUCCUCUUCAUGUGCAUCCGCCACGCCGACUACAUCAACGACGACCAGAAGGUCGUCUCUCUGCUGACCUCCAGCAUCAACGGCAUCAAGAAGGUCCUAAAGAGGAACAACGACGACUUUGAGAUGAUGUCGUUCUGGUUGGCCAACAGCAGCCGCCUGCUGCACUGCCUGAAGCAGUACAGCGGUGAGGAGGUGAGCUGCUCCGUCUGAGGAGCGUCAGGAACG